Mytilus trossulus (common blue mussel) is the source of this 5624-nucleotide messenger RNA. Its product is annotated as F-box/LRR-repeat protein 20-like. Lineage: Eukaryota; Metazoa; Mollusca; Bivalvia; Mytilida; Mytilidae. Bases 103 to 1428 code for a protein of 441 amino acids. The transcript is spliced from 15 exons. The record is from RefSeq and is a predicted model, not a curated record. Gene Ontology annotation, cellular component: cytoplasm. Gene Ontology annotation, molecular function: protein binding.
UCAGCCGUCGGAAGAUGAUUUGUUAUUAUUUCUCUUUUGUUCGAUCGUUCCUCUCCUGAUGAAAAUACAUAUAGCAAAAACCAUUAUUAAUGGUUUGGCGUGAUGAAUAACCACAACAGCUUCAAUCAUCAUGUAAAAAGUCGAUCAGAGGUUUCCAAUAUAUCCAUUAGUGAUGAUGAUGCUCCAAUAAAUAAGAAACUCCCAAAAGAACUGUUAUUAAGAAUAUUUUCAUUCCUAGAUGUUGUUUCAUUAUGUAGAUGUGCCAAAGUAUCAAAGUUUUGGAAUUUGUUAGCAUUAGAUGGAAGUAACUGGCAAAGAGUUGACUUAUUUGAAUUUCAGCGUGAUAUUGUUGGUCCUGUUGUAGAAAAUAUAUCCAAGAGAUGUGGAGGGUUUUUAAAAUCUCUUAGUUUACGUGGCUGUCAGAGUAUAACAGAUAAUGCGUUAAAAAUAUUUGCACAACAAUGUAGGAAUAUUGAGGAAUUAAAUUUGAACAAUUGUAAAGAAAUUACCGAUGUUACUUGUGAACACUUAGGGAAGCAUAGUCAUAAGUUAAGUUGGUUAGAUAUCAGUUCCUGUCAGCAGAUUACUGAUAAAUCCCUGAAAGCCUUAAGUGAUGGGUGCCAUACUCUGCAGUUUAUAAAUAUAUCUUGGUGUACCAGAAUAACAAAUGAUGGGUUAGAGGCUAUGAGCAAAGGUUGUCAUAACUUACAUACAUAUAUAGGCAAAGGUUUAACACAGGUCACAGAUGAAGGUGUUGGUUUUAUAGCUAAAAAUUGCGAAAAACUGAAGAAGAUCAACCUCCAUAGCUGUACAAAUAUAACAGAUGAUGCUGUACAGGAGAUUGGUGACCACUGUCAUCAGAUAUUAUUCUUAUGUCUCUCUAAUUGUACACGUCUGACUGAUGCCUCCCUAGUCUCUUUAGGUCAAGGAUGUCAUAAUCUCACUACAUUAGAAGUUGCUGACUGUUCACAUUUCACAGAUAAUGGAUUCCAAGCCUUAGCAAGGAAUUGCAGCAAUUUGGAAAAAAUGGAUCUGGAAGAAUGUAUACAGAUAACAGACACAACACUGAAUUACUUAGCAAUGUUUUGUCCUAAGCUUAGUGCAUUGAGUUUAUCACACUGUGAGUUACUGACAGAUGAAGGUAUUAGACAUGUAGGUGCCAGUGCCUGUGCUACGGAACAUUUAAAAAUAUUAGAACUAGAUAAUUGUCCUCUAAUUACUGAUGCUUCUUUGGAACAUUUAAUGGGCUGCCAAAGUCUAGAAAGAAUAGAACUUUAUGAUUGUCAGUUAAUUACUAGAGCAGGUAUCAGGAGAUUAAGGACAAGACUACCAAAUAUCAAAGUCCAUGCAUAUUUCGCACCAGUGACACCACCACCAUCAGUUGGGAAUGGACGUCAACGUUAUUGCAAGUGCUGUACAAUUCUUUGAUCUUAUGACAAUGUAUUGUAAUAUGUCUAUUUCAAGUAUUGUCAUAUUCAUGUUGCUUAUGUUAUGUUAACCUAACGGAAAGAUCUGUUUUGAUAUACAGAUACAUAUGUAUUGUCAGGAAUUCUGUUUAUUGAUAUUCAAAAACUGUUUUGAUAGUGCUUCAUGGUAUGUCCUUGUAAAAGAAAACCUAUUUAAUUCUAUUUGCAUAUUUUAAGCAUUUAACUAGUAUGUUUAGAUAUUGUCUGGCUUUGGAGUGACUAGGACACAAGACACUACAGUUUACCUAAAAUUAGUGUCAUAUUUUAUUGACUGUGAUGAGAUCAAUUACUGGAUUUGUACAUAUUUGACGGCACAAAAUUAUGAUACUCAACACACACAAGAUUUUUUUAAACAAAUGUAUCAAAUCCGUUAUUAAAACUUGAUGGCUGUUUAAGAAAAAAACAUUUUUUUACAAAAUUGAGCUUAACACUAUUUAUGGAAUUUCUGUGUAAUUUUUUAACAAAAAAAAGAAAAGCAACAUGUGUGCAAGAGUAAUAAAUGUUUUCAUCCAUUGGUAUAAGAAGUAAUGAUUUAGUACUUAGUAUGUGUAUAAUGGUAUCAUUUUGCAAAAUGUUUUCAGGUAGGGAUAUUAUUCAAAUUAUCACUUCACAAAUUAUUAUAUAAAAAACUUUGCAACAUAUGACCUUGUUCAGAUUAUUUUGGGGUUAAAAUUGGAAGAUGAAAACUAUGGUUCUGAGAACUUUCAGUGUUGCCCUACACUGCUCAAAAUUUUCAUGAUGAACCAAUCACAUACUGUUUUGAUUCUGGUUCCUUACCUGAAAGAAGAAGAAAAAAAUCUUUGUAGAUUAUAAUUUGAAGUUUUAAAUCCUCAAAGUCUUCUUGCAUGUAACUAACAUUUUCUUUAUAUUUAGAUCUUAGUUUUGGAUUGUGGCAACCCAUUGCUUUAAUUGUACGUAAUAUUUUAUUUUUAAUAUAAAACUGAUGUGCAAUGAAGUGUGUUCACAUUAAAGGACUGCAUAACCAAUUCCACAAUGAAAUUUAUACAUACACUUUUUUUUAUUUUUGGUAUUUUAACAUGUUCUUGAGGUUUUAAUAGUUUUUGAUAAUUUAUGAUAGAAAGUUUUUACAACACUUUAAUUUUGAAUUAAUGACAUAUAUUUUUUUGGAAGGAAAAACAGUAUUUAAAAUGAAAUUGGUGAAUACAAAACUGCAAUAAAUAUGUUUGCAUUUACUGUAUACAUGAUCUAAAUGACAAGAUUUAUUUCAGAAAAUUCAGUUUAGGUUCCAGAUUUUUACUGAAAUUUAAGUCUCUCUACAGAGCACAAUUUGUGUUCAGCAUAUGCUUUUAAUAGAACCCCUUUUAACUUUAACAGUAGAUAUUAAAUCCUGCUUUUAGUUAGAAUUGAAAUACUUAAUAUGGCAAAGCUUUUACUAUUAUAAAUAUUGUGCAUUAGUAACAUUCCUAGAGCAUUACUUGUUUGACAAAGUAUUAUUGAUACAGUAGUUUCUUAUGAUCUCUUGAUCAUUCAUGGUGUGUGACAUUGAUUAUCAAAUUGAAAUUGUCUGAAAUUGAUUCAGUAAACUGCUAUCACUUUAUAGAUUUUCACUGUCAGAAUAUAUUUGAAAUACAGAAUUUUCCAGCAAAGAAUUAUUGAAUGGUUACCAUCCAAUAAGUGUUCCAAUUCAACACAAAAUUUAUAUGUAACCACCAUUUACUCAUAUUCAAAGUCUGAAAAACAACCAUUUUGCUCCAGGAGAACAUUGUUAUAUUAUACAUAAGAGGCAUAAGAGUAAAAUAUAUUAUGACAUGAAUAUGUUUAGGGAUCAUACUGUAAAUCCAGAAAUUAAUGCGAGGCUUUUAUUAUUGCGAAAAAUGCGACAGAGUUGUAAAUGCAAUAAUUUAAACUCGCAUUUUGAAAUGUUUAAUAUGAUUAAAACAGGAUUUUUCUCAAAAUCGUAAUAAUUAAAAUCGUAUUUAAGUCUAAAAUGACAAAAUCGCAAUAAUAAUAGCACGCAAUAAUUUCAGAAUUUACAUUAGACUGAUUUUGGACUGGCAAAAAUGUAGUAGGACAAGUAAAAAGUAAAGAGUAUAUCCCUUCCACAGUCCUUUUUUGCUUUGUUGCUGGUGGACAUACUGGACAUCAGCACUAGUAAAUGAAUCUUAGUCUUAAGCAGCUAUUUUGAUCUUACACAAGUUAAUAAACGUAUUUACACUUUUGGUAUUUAGCUGAAUCUUGCCUCCAAAUGACCUUAGAUCUACUCCGAAUCACCUUUUGACGUCAAUCAACAAUCACUUUUAAAUUGUGACGUCAAAUAUUUUAAAUUAUGAUGUCAAACUUUAUGGGAACUUGUGUGAUUUUACGUAGUGGCGGACAAAUUUGCAUACAAGUGUAAAUACGUCUAUUGUAAAAUAAGUACAAUUCAGACAUUUCUCUUGCUUUCAAUCAAGUACUGUUCAGUAGCUUUUCAGACAAUUUAGUAUGAUGUUGUUAUUAACAGAUGAAUAAAACUACUUAACAAACUAAAAAUAGACUGAACAGAACUAAAUUGACUGCAAGCAAAGUACUUUAAAAUUAACUAAGUUUGAAAAUUUGCCUGAAAGAUUGAACAUUUAUAGUCAAUCUUUUAACACACUAUUCAGAUCAAAAAUCAUAGCUACUGUGGAUGAACAAUACUUCUAAUUAAUUGUCAAACAGUAAAAAAAAAGAAAUAAAAAUCUUGCACACUUGUUUGAGUUAUUAUCCACAAAAUUACAUAUUACUGAACAUGAGUAUGUGAGAUUUGUCAUUGAUAGUGUAAUGUGAUAGUAAAUAAGCUGUAGUCUUAAUAUUGCUGUUGCAUUUAUAUAACCUGUACAAAACUUAGGUUUUAUUUAUCACAUGAUCCGAGAGUGAGUGUGUAUUUGUUCAGAUGAGAUUUUUGUAUGCUUGACUAUAGCAGUGUAAGAAUGUAACAAUGAAGCUUGAGUAUUUUAAAGCAAAAUAUGCGUUUAUUUUUGAUAGUGUGUGAAUGUGGAAACUGACCAAUGGUUUUUGUAUAAUCAUGAUCUAUGUUAUUGUAUUGAUAUCUGAAUUAUAUAGUUUUUGAUUGUGAUUUUAUGGUUUACCUUACACUUCCUAAACAAAAAAAUCUACUCACUUUUACGUUAUUAUACUGAAGCUUAUUUUUUCACAUUUUUGUCUCUUUUCUAAGAUAGAUACUGUCUUUCCUAAUUCCUUUGUUUUGUCUCAACUGUGAAAAUAUUACAGAAUGUUAUAUAUACAUGUUUUUUCUUCCACAAGUAUGCUAUUUUCCAUCCCUGAUUGAACCCUUUAUUGUGUAGAAAAUUGAUGCAACUUAAAAUUGAUCGCACGAAAUAUCCCUGUUUCUAUAUUUGGUAAAUGAAGCAACAGUGAGAGUUUUAGUAUAAAAUGUUUUGUAAGCACUGAAAUUAAAGCAUCUUAUAAACAUAAGACUACCCCAGGGGUAUUACCAGCCCAGAAGUGCUGACAUGACUUAUCAUUUAUAAAUUAGCUAUUGACAAAACUUUUUAAAUUUUGAAAAACUAAGGCUUUUCUACCUCAGGAAUAGAUUACCUUAGCUGUAUUUGGCAAAACUUAUAGGAAUUUUUGUCUUCAAUGCUUUUCAACUUCGUACUCUAUUUGGCCUUUUUAACUUUUUUGGAUUUCGAGUGUCACUAAUGAGUUUAUUUAACUACCCAUAACAAGUUUAGAUGCAGGCAAAUAUCUCAUCUUUUAGAAAUGGAUAUUUUUUGUUGUAUCUAAUAGCUUAAUUCUGUUGAGAAGGGAUAAAUUGAUAAUAACCUUGAAAAUUAAAAGAUACUGUUAGCAAUCCCAUGAAAAUAUUAAUUAUUUUUUUUUCAUUCCUUCUAUGAAUUGUUAUAGAUCUGUUUUUCAUCAAAUUUCGCACAGAUGUAUGGUUUCUAAUUUGUAUGUCUUGUAUUGUCCAUAUUCUUGAUUUUGUUUCUUCCUCAAUAUACAAGCUAAUGUGAUUUCUUGUGCUUAUAUACACACUUUUUUUUCACACUUUUAUGUUCAGUGUUUUCUUGCUUUUCUUCAGUCCAGUAAAUUGAUCAACCUGUGCACUCAAGUUUAGCUAAGUGUUACCCAGAAUAGUGUUUUGUAUGUAUGAUGUAUCAUCACUGAAAUGUGUCAUAAAUAUUAAGCAUAUUGUGAUAUAAAAUAUUAAUAAUACCA